Gallus gallus (chicken) is the source of this 2268-nucleotide messenger RNA. It is a transcript of the gene ARL6, whose product is annotated as ADP ribosylation factor like GTPase 6. Gene Ontology annotation, cellular component: axoneme; cytoplasm. Lineage: Eukaryota; Metazoa; Chordata; Aves; Galliformes; Phasianidae. Gene Ontology annotation, biological process: cilium assembly; protein localization to cilium; vesicle-mediated transport. Bases 1035 to 1619 code for a protein of 194 amino acids. The transcript is spliced from 9 exons. Gene Ontology annotation, molecular function: GTPase activity; GTP binding. The record is from RefSeq and is a predicted model, not a curated record.
GCUGCCCUGAGUGCCGUGUGGCUGUCGCUGAUGCCUCAGACGGACUUACGUUUUCAGGUGGAGAAGGUUCUUGGAGUUUGCUAAGUUCGUGGGCUGCACGCUGUCUCAAAUAAUUUUAGGGUGUACCUGAUGCUGUAUGCAGGCUGUAAGCCAUAGAAACGUGUUUUGAGUUCUUGCAUGUUCUCCUUUUAUGUUAUAAGAGCGCCUUCGAGGUUCUCUGCUUCCCAGCUCUGAUGUCUGUUGACCUGGUAGGCCUCAGAGUGGGUGUGUGAGAUUGCCCUGGGUUAGGUUGUCUCACUGGGACAGACAGCAGGCUUAUAGGUGAGACUCCUGACUGGACUAGAAAGCAAUGCAUUCUCAAGCAGGGGUUUGUGAAGUUUACUUGAUAAUAAACAGUAAGCUUUAAUCUGCUUCCAGUGCUCCUAUGUAUGUUAAAAUAAGGAAUUGGGCGUAAGGUGAGUUAGAAGAAAGCUCAGUUUUCUUUUUCUUUGAGGGAAUAGCUAUAGGUAACAUGAGGCUUGUUUACUCUGUUGUGCACAAAGCUGCUCUAGGUUACUGCCAUACCAGCUUGCUCUGGUAUUAAUUAAAUGCCUUGUUACUGAAUGUGUCACGGUUGUUUGAUUUCAGCUCACAGGGGAAGUUGUGCUCAGAGGAUUUGGUUUGGGGUAGACGAGGCUUAUCCUCUUAGCAGAGUGUGCACAGCCAGGCGCCCCAUGGGAGGCGUGAUGGAAGCUCCUGGAAGUGCAGCUGCCCACUGACUUCGGUCAGUGCCAUGGCAGGAGCAGGGCUUUGGCUUCCAGCUGACACGCAGGUGAAUGCUGCGUUGUCUGGCUUGCUGUGUGCUGAACCUGGUGUAAUCAGGGUUUCUAUUUGUGGCACAUGGGAUCUCAAUUGACUCGUGCUAAUGUCGGCAAAGCCCAUUACAAUUAGAGUUUGAAUUGAAUUGACAGAGUGCGCUCCAUUUGCUUCCAGGUUCAGCAACUCACAUUAGCAGGCGCCGAGGAAGGUGAUCCGUGUGUGUUUGACCCGGAACCAUGGGACUGUUUGACAAGCUAGCAGGGUGGCUUGGGCUGAAGAAAAAGGAGGUUCAUGUUUUGUGCCUUGGUUUGGACAACAGCGGCAAAACAACGAUCAUCAAUAAACUUAAGCCUUCAAAUGCUCAAACUCAGGACAUUGUUCCAACGAUAGGAUUCAGUAUAGAGAAAUUCAAGACAUCCAGUUUGUCUUUCACAGUAUUUGAUAUGUCAGGCCAAGGCAGAUACAGAAACCUCUGGGAACAUUACUACAAAGAAGGCCAAGCCAUUAUUUUUGUCAUUGAUAGCAGUGACAAAUUAAGAAUGGUUGUGGCCAAAGAAGAACUUGACACUCUUCUGAAUCAUCCAGAUAUUAAGCACCGUCGACUGCCUAUUCUUUUCUUUGCUAACAAGAUGGACCUCAGGGAUGCAAUAUCAUCUGUGAAAGUAUCUCAGUUAUUAUCAUUAGAAAACAUCAAAGACAAGCCUUGGCAUAUCUGUGCCAGUGAUGCUCUUAAAGGGGAAGGCUUACAGGAAGGUGUGGACUGGCUCCAAGAUCAAAUCACACAAUCAGAUGCAAGCAAUGAAGACAUGAGAGAUAAAUAAAAGGUGUAUGGCAUUCUCUGUCACAAACUUUGUUAGCAGCUGAUGAGUUCUCGGAAAGGAAGAAAGGCUUAAAGAAAAUGGAACACUUCAGCUAAAUGUUCUGUGAUGAUUUGUUUCCUUUUAGUAUCUCUUCCGGAAAAAGUAAAUAUAGAUAACAUAGUAUCUCAGGUAUGCUCAUCCAUGAACUAAAUUGAACCGUGUGUCUGGGGAGCAUAUUUUAAACCAAAAAUGUGUAAGUAAUAAGCAUCUGCAUUCAUUUGAGGUUUUUGGUGAUAAUUAGCCAUGGGGCAGUACGCCACUUCUGGGGGGAAAACAGCUUUUGAACAAAUGGGAGUAUUUAUAUUCCUGAGGAAGAGUAGUCAGUACUUCCUGAAAUGAAACUAUAUGAAAUACCUAAAAUAGAGUUCCUACAAACAGUAGGUUUUUUUAACCAUAAGUUUUGACAUUGAGAUUUUUUCAAGUAACCAUCUGCAAUAGACUACUAGAAGAAUAUUUUGAGGUUAACAUGGGUUCAAAUGUUAAAUGCAGCUUUUACAAAUGACUGCAGAUGUUUUAAGGAAUUUCUCAUAAUCAAAUGUUACAAACAUUGUUUUGUGCUAUGUCAUGGUUAUAUUUGCAUUCCCAUCAAUAAAAUUUCAGAUACACAACA